UAAAAUGCUCUCUUAGCUCUCUCUGUAUGCCGUGUCUGGGAUCCCCCACCAGAAGAAGACCAACUCUUUUGGCUCUCUUUCAAAAGGAAUUCUUCUUUAAAAAAUAGAAAAAUACUUGCCUUUUGGCUUGUUAGAAAUGAAGAAAGCUGAAGCUCUCAUCUUCUUGCCUUCCAUCCUCCUUGUUCUCCUUCUGUCUUGGAGUCCCGUAGUUGUAUCUCAAGAAGUUGAGGAUGAGAAGGAGUUCAGCUAUGAGGAAGGAAGCCCCAAUGGGCCGGAUCACUGGGGAGAGAUACACAAGGAGUGGGCUGCGUGUAACAAUGGAGACAUGCAGUCGCCAAUUGAUCUGACCCAUGAAAGGGUGAAGAUUUUCCCUGGAUUGGGGAGGCUCAAGAGGAGCUACAAGGCCUCAAACGCAACGCUUAAGAAUCGCGGCCAUGACAUAAUGUUGAAAUGGGCGGAAGGAGGAGGGUGGAUUCGCAUCAAUGGAACAGAGUACCAGCUUAUGCAAUGCCAUUGGCACUCUCCGUCGGAACACAGCAUUAAUGGCAAGAGAUAUGACCUUGAGAUUCACAUGGUUCACCAAAGCUCUGACCAAAAAAAUGCUGUCGUGGGCAUCAUGUAUAAAAUUGGACGGCCAGACACAUUUCUUUCAGAACUAAUGGAACACAUUAAAGAAAUUGCCGACGCCGAAGAAAAGGAGACAAACGUAGGCAUGGUCGAUCCAAGGCACAUAAAGAUAGGAAGUAGGAAGUAUUAUAGAUACAUGGGAUCUCUGACAACCCCACCUUGCACUCAAGGUGUUGUAUGGACUAUUACUAAGAAGGUCAGAACUGUUUCAAGAGAACAAGUGAGGUUGCUAAGGGAGGCUGUGCACGAUAAUGCAGAGAACAAUGCGAGGCCAAUCCAACCAAUCAAUGAACGCGAGAUCCAGUUUUAUACUCCAAAGAUUCAUGAAGGGGAUCAACGUUUUCCGCAUUAAUCAAAUGAUCUAGUGAAUGCCCCAUUUGUUUCUCUAAUGUCUUGUAUGUCUUUUAGCUAGUUGCUAAUAAAUAAAGUUAUUCAUUUUGAGAGAAGAUAAUAUUAAUUUGUUAUUUACUAUUUAACCUCAUGGGAAGAGGUAAAGUUGUUUGAAGAAAGAAUACCCUUGAAGUUCAUGUGAAUUAUCAAAUAAACAAUAUGAUGUCUUCUAUGUCAUUGCAAAAAUUAUCCUCUAAA
Molecule: messenger RNA, 1215 nt
Organism: Phoenix dactylifera (date palm)
Lineage: Eukaryota; Viridiplantae; Streptophyta; Magnoliopsida; Arecales; Arecaceae
Product: alpha carbonic anhydrase 7-like
Biological process (GO): one-carbon metabolic process
Molecular function (GO): zinc ion binding; carbonate dehydratase activity
Source: RefSeq, a predicted model, not a curated record